GGGCUAGCCACUAGUGCAGCCGGUCACUCACUCCCUGCAAUUCCCGCUGGAUAUAUAAUCGGCCUCCUCAAGCCCUCUCUCUCUCUCGGUCCCUCCCUUCCUUUCCCUGAUUUCAGUUUCCCAAUUGAGAGAGAAAAAGUGAGGUUUUUGCUUUAUCCAGCUCGCUGUUUCGAGAUCCCUACAACAAAUUGUUGAAAGCUCAAACAGAUCACAAAAUAUUGCACUCCAUUUGGUCCAAACAAGAGUCUCCUUGAUCAGUGACACUAUUUGUACAAGGAAUCAGAUUUAAUUUUCUCCUUGGCUGGUGAAGCGGGAGUUGUGAUUCUAUUGUGUGGAAAUUUGUAUUUAUAGACUCUUUUGAAGAUUUCCUUCUUUCUUAUUCUUUUUUGCAUGGGUUUAAGUUUUUGUAGAUAUUAAGGGGAUUGAGCAUAUUUAUUGUUGAAAAUACUGGUCAGGCCUGGCUCUGGAGAGCUACUUAGACUCUGGCCACCAGGGGGCGGUGCCUACCAUGGCACCUUCUCGUGUGGCUGGAGGUUUAGCCCAAUCUUCCUCGAGUUCAGGAAUUUUCUUCCAAGGGGAUGGGCAGUCCCAGGCUGUAGUUAACUCACAUUUGACCUCAUCGUUUGGUAACUCAUCCAAUUCAAUUCCUGGAACUGGGCGACCCAAUUUGGGUCCGGUUUCUGGGGACAUGAAUAAUGCGGUUUUGAACAGCGUGGCAAACUCUGGACCAAGUGUCGGGGCAAGUUCUUUGGUGACAGAUGCAAAUUCAGCAUUUUCAGGAGGUCCCCAUUUGCAGAGAAGUGCUAGCAUCAAUACAGAGUCAUAUAUGCGCUUGCCAGCGUCUCCUAUGUCUUUUUCAUCCAAUAAUAUAAGCAUUUCAGGCUCGUCAGUUGUUGAUGGGUCCUCUGUAGUGCAGCAGGGCAAUCAUCAAGACCCAAGCUCACAGCAAGUCCAGCAGAAUCAUCAGCAGCAACAGGGGGCAUCGAGUGCGACCUCUCUGCCUUCUUCACAAGCUGCACAAGCUUCACUUCCCAUGGCGCUGCGGGCUCCUGGUGCCUUCCUACAGGAUCCUAAUAAUCUAUCCCAAGUGCAAAAGAAGCCGAGAUUGGAUAUCAAACAGGAAGAUAUUCUGCAGCAGCAAGUUUUCCAACAAUUGCUUCAGAGACAGGACUCCAUGCAGUUGCAGGGCCGAAGUCCACAUUUACAAAACUUGCUUCAUCAGCAGAGACUGAGGCAACAGCAGCAACUUUUCCAAUCUAUGCCACCUUUGCAGAGAGCCCACUUGCAGCAGCAGCAGCAGAUGCAGUUGAGGCAGCAAAUGCAACAACAGACCAUGCAGCCUGUAUCUGCCAUGAAGCGUCCUUAUGACGGAGGUAUAUGUGCACGUCGGUUGAUGCAAUAUCUAUAUCAUCAACGGCAACGGCCAGCUGAGAAUUCUAUUGCCUAUUGGAGGAAAUUUGUGGCAGAGUAUUAUUCGCCUCGCGCAAAGAAAAGAUGGUGCUUGUCAUUAUACGAUAAUGUUGGGCAUCAUGCACUUGGUGUUUUCCCUCAAGCAGCUAUGGAGGCAUGGCAGUGUGAUAUGUGUGGUUCUAAGUCUGGAAGAGGAUUUGAGGCCACUUUCGAAGUACUUCCUAGACUAGAUGAAAUCAAAUUUGGCAGCGGUGUCAUUGAUGAGCUUUUGUUUUUGGACUUGCCACGUGAAUUUAGAUUUCCUUCUGGAAUAAUGAUGCUAGAGUAUGGAAAAGCAGUUCAAGAGAGUGUAUAUGAGCAACUUCGUGUUGUUCGUGAGGGUCAGCUUCGUAUCAUAUUCACCCAUGACUUGAAGAUUUUGUCUUGGGAAUUUUGUGCUCGGCGACAUGAAGAACUUCUCCCACGAAGGGUGGUUGCACCACAGGUAAGUCAGUUGGUUCUGGUUGCUCAGAAAUGCCAGAGCACAAUUGCUGAAAGUGUAUCUGAUGGGGUUUCUCAGCAGGACUUGCAAACAAACAGCAAUAUGGUCCUUACUGCUGGGCGACAGCUUGCGAAGGCUUUGGACUUGCAGUCUGUAAAUGAUUUGGGUUUUUCCAAAAGAUAUGUCAGGUGUUUACAGAUCUCUGAGGUUGUCAACAGCAUGAAGGAUCUGAUUGAUUUCUGCCGGGAGCAAAAAGUUGGGCCGAUAGAGGGCUUGAAAAAUUAUCCUCGUCACAACAGUGUAACCAAAAUCCAGAUGCAAAAGAUGCAGGAAAUGGAGCAGCUAGUGAAUGUUCAGGGCCUGCCAACUGACAGGAACACCCUUAAUAAGCUGAUGGCAUUACAUCCUGGCAUAAACAAUCAUGUGAGCAACAAUAAUCACGUUGUUAGUCGAGGAGCUUUAAGUGGUUCAGCACAGGCUGCUUUGGCACUGACUAACUACCAGAAUCUACUCAUGAGGCAAAACUCUAUUAAUUCGAAUUCUAACUCACUUCAACAAGAGUCUACAUCAUCUUUCAACAGUUCUCAUCAAAGCCCAUCAUCAAACUUCCAAGGAACUGCUGCUUUUGUACCAGGAUCCAUGCAAAGCUUACCUGCAAGUGGCUUUUCAAGUUCACAAAUACCUCCCCAACAGCCACAGCUGCGAACAUUAAGCACUAAUGGCUUACUCCAACAAAACCAUCCAGCGCCCUCUCAAGGCAACCAGGCCAUGCAACAGCAGAUGAUCCAGCAACUGCUGCAGGAGAUGUCUAAUAAUAGUGGGGGAGGAGUUCAACAACAUCCUUUUGCUGGACAGAAUAUGAAUGGGAGUAUGGCAAGUAAUGGAUUGGGUUUCGUAAGCAACUCUUCUGCAGCACCUCCUGCUGCUGCCACUGUGUCAGGAAGUGUUGCUGGACCAGCACCAAGUAGGAGCAACAGUUUUAAAGCUGCUUCGAACAGUGAUUCUUCUGCAGCUGGUGGCAAUAGUGGUUUUAAACAGAAAGUGCCAGAAUUGCCUCAGAAUCUCCAUUUGCAGGAUGACAUUGUUCCUGAUAUUGCCCAUGAGUUCACUGAUAAUGGCUUUUUUAAUGGUGACCUUGAUGAUAACAUUGGUUAUGGUUGGAAGGCAUGACUAACAUGGUAUGGCCCAGUCAUUUGCUGUCAUUGAGCAAAUGUUGGCCCGAUAUAUUUGUACAGAAUAUUAAAUAGCUGCUUUGCCCCACCUCGCCUUGCUCUUCUAAUUAUCGAAUUUGUUGGGACAUCAGGGACUUGUAUUUCUAUAGUUAAUUAGCUUCUCUCUGUUUUUGUUUUCUUUUUUCCUUUUCUCUUCUUUUGAGGGCUUUCUUUCAAGUGUAAUCUAUUGGACUAAAACUGGAACAGCGAAUAUGAUAUUUUAAUGAGUUCUGCAAUAUGGGAUUUUAUAA
Molecule: messenger RNA, 3353 nt
Organism: Hevea brasiliensis (rubber tree)
Lineage: Eukaryota; Viridiplantae; Streptophyta; Magnoliopsida; Malpighiales; Euphorbiaceae
Product: probable transcriptional regulator SLK2
Exons: 10
Coding region: 509-3061 (850 amino acids)
Biological process (GO): positive regulation of transcription by RNA polymerase II; negative regulation of transcription by RNA polymerase II
Cellular component (GO): transcription regulator complex; nucleus
Source: RefSeq, a predicted model, not a curated record